GGGUCCUAUGCUUCGUCUUCAUUCACGUUUCAUCUCUCUCUCUCUCUCUCUCUCUCUCGUCUCUUUCCUUCUACCGUUCAUUUCUUUCAUUCAUAUAUACUAACUAGUAUUAAUUAACCACUCCUAUUAUUAAUUAAUAUAUAUAAAAGAAUUAAAAUACUAGUGUGUUGCUGAACAAAGGUUGAGUAAUUAAUUGUAAGUUUAUAAGUUGUUAAUUUUGAGAAAGACGAAUGGCUGGAAUGUGCUGCGGUGUUGUUGGAGAGACUGAUUCUCCGGCGAGUUCACGCUCUUCUAGACGCCGGAAUUUAGACCUACUACCUUUCAAAUACAUCGCUGACAUGGCAGUAUCGCAGCCAAGCACUUCCCGGAAACGCAGGCAACCGGAUCUCUGUACUCCAAAGGAUUUCGAAAGUUGUGAAGACACAAGCGGUGACUGUGGAAAAGACAAAAAUAACAAGAAAAAGAAGGAUGAAUCCAAGGUUAACGACAAAGUCAUUUCGGAAAAUAAACCUUCGACGGAGGGUAGUUUGGAAGUUGGAGAGUUUCCAAAGUUUGGAGUGACGUCAGUUUGCGGUAGAAGAAGAGAUAUGGAAGAUUCGGUUUCCGUGAAACCUUCUUUCUCACAAGAACCGUUUCACUACUUCGGUGUUUUCGACGGUCACGGUUGCUCUCACGUUGCGACUAUGUGUAAGGAGAGGCUUCACGAAAUCGUGAAGGAAGAAAUUAACGAAGCGUGUGAGAAUUUGGAAUGGAAGAACACUAUGCAACAAGGUUUCGCUCGCAUGGACGACGAAGUGCAGAGUUGGAACAGUAGCAGCCAAACUGUCACUUGUAGAUGCGAGCUUCAAACUCCUCACUGCGACGCCGUCGGAUCCACCGCCGUCGUUGCCGUCGUCACGCCCGAGAAAAUCGUCGUGUCCAACUGCGGUGACUCCCGCGCUGUUCUCUGCCGUAACGGCGUCGCCAUCGCCCUUUCCUCCGAUCACAAGCCGGAUCGACCCGACGAAUUGCUCCGAGUCCAAGCGGCUGGAGGGCGCGUGAUCUAUUGGGAUGGUCCAAGAGUACUUGGGGUACUCGCUAUGUCUAGAGCCAUAGGCGACAAUUAUCUAAAGCCGUAUGUGAUUUCAGAACCUGAGGUGACGGUAACUGAACGGAAGGACGAAGAUGAGUGUUUGAUAUUAGCGAGUGAUGGUUUAUGGGAUGUUGUUUCAAACGACACCGCAUGUGGUGUAGUGAGGAUGUGUCUGAAGGCUCAGAAGCAGCCGUCUCCGCCGGGGUCUCCCGGUAACAACGACGUGACAACUGACGGUUCUGAUCGGGCAUGUUCUGAUGCGUCCAUUCUGUUGACUAAGUUGGCGUUGGCGAGACAUAGUUCGGAUAAUGUUAGCGUGGUGGUCAUUGAUUUAAGGAGAGAUCAACGACAAUCAUCAAAUUCCAAGAACAAUUAAUUAAUUAAAAUCUAAGUUCGGCGAUAAAGUAAACUAAUGAAAAAAAUUAUCUUUCUUAAAUGGUACUCUGUAUAUGCACUUGGUUUUUAAGGACUCGAGGAUAUGGAGAAAUGGAGAGGUGUGACUUUUGAUUAAUCAAUCUGUAUGAUGUAAUGGGAUGGGAUUUUAGGUAUGAGUUGAGUGAUGAAGAAAGUGUAACUGUGGGAACAAAUGAAUAAGUUACAGAUAAUUUUAGUGUAGGGAAAAUUUGUGUCAACAAAGGAAUCAAUCAGCCGGUUGACACACCUUUCUUUUGUCUAUAAUCUAAUCUAUAAAUUGGUUUUUGUUUUGCUCGGUAAUGCUACCAA
Molecule: messenger RNA, 1795 nt
Organism: Cicer arietinum (chickpea)
Lineage: Eukaryota; Viridiplantae; Streptophyta; Magnoliopsida; Fabales; Fabaceae
Product: protein phosphatase 2C 37
Biological process (GO): protein dephosphorylation
Molecular function (GO): protein serine/threonine phosphatase activity; cation binding
Source: RefSeq, a predicted model, not a curated record